AUUUCCUCCCAUGCUAGGUGGGCUCCUUGAACUUGGGGAUGGUCACUCUGGGGGUACCCUGUGGACUGCAGUCCACCUGCCCAGCUGCAGGUCAGAAGUGACCUAUCCGGCCCUGUCUGGUGACAGUUCCUCCAGCAGCACCUGCCCUAGAAUGCACCUGAGGACACCUGCCUAUUCAAUCCUCUGCAGGUGCAUCUUCUCCCCUCCUGCCCCAAGUCUCUGCACUGAGCCCUUGGGCCAGAUUCCUCCACGGCCCAGACACUGCUCUGUGCUGAUCCCAUCUCAAGGAUGGGGCCAUGGUCACAGUCUUGCUGUUCCCUGAGCCUCAUCCCUGGACCCUGGCAACAAGCCACCCCAGUAACUGGGCCAAGGAGUCCACCUCCCCCAUGGCCAACCCCAGAUCAGGUGCCAGUCCCUCUGAGAGUGGGACAGAGAGCAAUGCCAGGAAGGGGAGCUCCCCGCAGACAGGCACCCAACCUCUCACCCCACUGUUCCUGCUGACCCCUUCUUGGUGACCUUCAGCACACCAAGACUGGUUGACAAAGAGACAAAACAAAAACCCCAACAAUAAAAGGCAACAUUAAACCAGUUAGGCCAAAAGAUGCAGACCCGAAAAUCCCCACUGCAACUUUUUUUUUUUUUGAAGAAAAAAAAUUUUUUUUAAGAUUUUAUUUAUUUAUUUGAGAGAGAGAAUGAGAGAGAGCACAUGAGAGGGGGGAGGGCCAGAGGGAGAAGCAGACUCCCCGCCGAGCAGGGAGCCCGAUGCGGGACUCGAUCCAGGGACUCCAGGAUCAUGACCUGAGCCGAAGGCAGUCACUUAACCAACUGAGCCACCCAGGCGCCCUCCAAUGCAACUUUUUGACUCCAUUCUUGCCGUGGAGGUGGAGGGGUGGGCUCCAGGCCCCCACACCCAUUGGCAGAGACCCCUAGCACAGUCCUCACCCCUUCAGAAACCCUUGGUACAUGUGAGCAAGAAUAAAUAAAUCAACUUCCACUUAGGGCUUGGUGGAAAUCAAGGGGGCCCCUUCUCCGGCUUCCCCUUCAGGACACCUUCCUCUCUAGGCACCUCCCCUCGCCCGAGGGUGACUGCAGGGGUACAAACGGACGGCUGAGACUGAGGAAGGGUGCUGGGGUGCAGAGGGGCUCUGGGGGCGGUGCCUCGAGGCGGGGGAAGGACCCUCUUCCCAGGCCCGCCAGGGUCCAUCGCUGCUGGGGCCCCAGGACUCCCGUUUGGGUGUCCCCGCCCGGGGCGGAAGCGGGGAGUGCCGGUGCCUCCCCAUCCCCACCUCCAGGGCCGCAGGGGCAGGAAGGCAGGACGCCCGCCAGCCUCGAGCCUCGCCUGCAGCCCAGUGCCGGGUGCGGACCGAGUGCGCGGGGCCCGGAGGGACCGGGCGGCCGCCGAUCGCAUGGCCGCGGGCCUGGAACAGAGGCUGGGCAGCCUCGCCGUCUUCACCCGCGACGACUUCGAGGGCGACUGGCGCCGGGGGGCCAACGGCGGCUUCGGCCAGGUGUGGGUGCGGCCCAAGCGCUGGAGGACCGAGUGCGCCGUCAAGGGCCCCCCCGCCUCCAGUCGGAGGCCGCCAGUUGGGCCGCUCUACCCGUCUGUGGAAUCCACGGAGGGCAAAGGGGAGCGAGAACUACCCUCCAAAGACACCUUUGUCGCAUCUGACCUCCCCGACUGUCCCAGAAAAGGUAGGCUGCAGGACUCUGAGGGAUCAAGGCAGUUUUCUGGAGACAGGACUAUUGCUCCCUUAUCCUGGCCUGUGGCUUCCUCCCAGAUUUCAGAUUUCGGCCUGUCCAAGUGGAUGGAACAGUCAACCCGGAUGCAGUACAUUGACAGGUCAGCUCUGUGGGGCACCCUCAGCUACAUCCUCCCUGAGAUGUUCUUGGAAAGUAACAAGGCCCCAGGGCCCAAGUACGACAUGUGCAGCUUCGGCAUCGUCAUCUGGGAGCUCCUCACUCAGAAGAAACCGUAUUCAGGCUUCAACAUGGUGACUAUUGUUGCCCGAGUGGCCGCAGGCAUGCGGCCCUCCCUGCAGCCUGUCUCGGACGAGUGGCCAGGCAAGGCCCAGCAGAUGGUGAACCUGAUGAGGCGCUGUUGGGAUCAGGACCCCAAGAAGAGGCCCUGCUUUCCAGACAUCACAGUCGAGACAGACAUGCGGCUAUCCCCUCAGAGUCCCGUGGCAGACCCAGACAGUGAGGCUCUGGCCGGGAAGGUGUCCUGCAAGCUGUCUCUGCACCGGCCUCGGGAGGUCAGAGGUCCUUUUUCCAACCCCAUCUCCCUCCCAGCAGACUCGGGGGACUACUUGAAGGGGGUCCUGCAGCUCUUGGACAGCGAGACCCCAGUCCCGAGCAACAAGGAGCUGCGCAUCUAUGAGAACCAAGUCACGCCCCUCCACUUCCUGGUGGUGCAGGGCAGUGUGGAGCCGGUGAGGCUGCUGCUGGCCCUCGAGGUCGAUGUGGCCUACCAGACCGCCUGCGGCUACACGCUGCCCCUCAUCGCCGCCCAGGACCAGCAGCCUGACCUCUGCGCCCUGCUCCUGGGGCACGGGGCGGACACCAACCUGGCAGACGAGGAUGGCUGGGCCCCGCUGCACUUCGCAGCCCAGAACGGGGAUGACCUCCCCGCCCGCCUGCUCCUGGAGCACGGGGCCCACGCGGAUGCCCGGGAGCAUGAGGGGUGGACCCUGCUCCACCUGGCUGCACAGAACAACUUUGAGAAUGUGGUAUGGCUUCUGGUCUCCCACCAAGCUGACCCCAACCUGCAUGAGGCCGACGGCAAGACCCCUCUGCACGUGGCUGCCUACUUUGGCCACGUCAGCCUGGUCAAGCUACUGAUGGGCCAGGGGGCUGAGUUGGAUGCUCAGCAGAGAAACCUGAGGAUGCCUCUGCACCUGGUGGUGGAGCGAGGCAAAGUGAGGGCCAUCCAACACGUGUUGAAGAGCGGGGCAGCUCCCGAUGCCCUUGACCAGAGUGGCUACAGCCCACUGUACACGGCAGCCGCCAGGGGAAAGUGCCUGAUCUGCAAGAUGCUGCUCACGUACGGGGCCAGCCUCGAGCUGCCGACCCAGCAGGGCUGGACCCUACAUCUCGCGGCCUACACGGGCCACUUGGAGGUCAUCCACCUGCUGGCGGAGAGCCGUGCAGACUUGGGGGCUCCUGGAGGCAUGAAGUGGACGCCCCUGCACCUCACCACCUGCCAUGGGGAGGAGGCUGUGGAGUUAGCUGACCCCAGUACUGCCGAGCAGUCGGGCUGGACGCCCCUCCACCUGGCCAUCCAGAGCACCUUCCUGGGUAUCGUCAAUCUCCUGGAGCACCAUGCAGACAUCCAUGCCCGCAACAGGGUGGGCUGGACGCCCACCCACCUGGCCGCCCUCAAGGGCAGCAUGGCCAUCCUCCAAGUGCUGGUCAAAGCUGGUGCCCAGCUGGACAUCCAGGAGGGGGUGGGCUGCACACCCCUGCAGCUGGCCCUCCGGAGCCAAAAGCAGAACAUGAUCACCUUCCUAGCGGGCAAGGAGCCCUCCUCGCUGGCCCUGCUGGGGGAUGCCGAGCCUGGAGCCCAGAUGAAAUGUAAGCGACCUGGGGCCUCCUUACCUGGCAGGAAGUGAUGCUGGGCUCCUGGCAGGGCCCCUUCCCUGUCCUUGCCCCCUGCCCCUUGGACCUUGAGAGGAAACCGAAUGUGGUCCCCCCCUGGAGGGAAGGGGGAAGGGGCACUGAGGUGGUAGCUGGGGGGGGGGGGGGGGCGGAAUGCUGCAUCUUCCUCCUCCUGCACCUCGACUCAAGCCCCCAAAGUGAAUUCCUUCUUCCUUCCCAAGACCCCUGCCACCUUCUGCCACUUGCCCCUGAGCCCACGGGGACCCUUGCAUCCUGGGAGCCCUCUCUGAAGGCAGAGGAAGCUGCUCCCUCCCAGCUGGUCCCUGCAUGACUUGGCCCUGAUCACAAGCAAGGCAGGACAGCCAGGCACGCGCUUUUCAAAAGGGGCAGGAACUAAAAGUUGGGAGGCAAUUUCUGCCUGCGGUGGGAAGCCCAGCCAGCCCCGCAUUGCCACAGAGACCACACCUUCCUGGUGGCCCUGGCUCUGGUGCCUGGGUCUCCCACGUGGUCUGGGGGGCAGGGGGAGGAAGGGGGUGCUCCAGGUGCCCACGAGUGAUUUUCCAUCCCUGGCCUCCCCUGCCACCCCUUCACUGUGUCUAGUUGUAUGGCCAGAUUUCAAACCCUGAAGUCAAUAAAACGGUGAGU
Mirounga angustirostris (Northern elephant seal) is the source of this 4239-nucleotide messenger RNA. RefSeq names its product ankyrin repeat and kinase domain containing 1 (gene ANKK1). The record is from RefSeq and is a predicted model, not a curated record. Lineage: Eukaryota; Metazoa; Chordata; Mammalia; Carnivora; Phocidae. Gene Ontology annotation, biological process: regulation of cell cycle process; protein phosphorylation. Gene Ontology annotation, molecular function: protein kinase activity; protein binding; ATP binding. Gene Ontology annotation, cellular component: cytoplasm.